UACGGAGGUGCACAUUGAGCCGUGUUGAGGCAUCCAGGCUGGACGAGCUGUCUUUUGUCUCACCAGCACAAGAGAUUUUUUACAUCAUUCAUUCACGGUCGAUGAGAUGGAGCCGGAGAGAGAAAAAGAGAGAGAGGACAAAACUGUACUGUAAAGAUUUGUAGCCCUCGACGCUGAAACGCUUCUUGGUGAUCCGUUGAAGAGGGACUAAAUGCGACAUGGGGGGCAGGUGAAUCUUUUGGUUGCUGGAGGGAGACAGCGGGGGCCAAAAGAGGGUGAUGGAGGGAGGGACAGAGGGAGGGACGGAGAGCACGAAACAAUGAAACACUGGGCGUCUGAUGCAGGCUGCCUGUGAAAGGACUGUGGAGAACGAUGCAACGUUCUUUUUGCAAACAGACCCUUUUAUCAGUCGUAAUGGCGAGGGGACGUAAGUGAAACGGAGCGCGGUCAAUCUCUCUGUCUCUUCAUGGCAGGCGGCAUGAUGUUGUCGUUGCGAUUCCACAGGAGUAAGUCGGUGUGGGCCGCCGUGUGUGUGCUGGUGCUCUGCUGGCUUUACAUCUUUCCUGUGUAUAGGAUGCCGAGUGAUAAAGACAUCGUGGAAGAGGUGCUGCGCCAGGGCGAGACGUGGACCAAGAACCAGACAGGCAUCGACAUGUACAGGAAGCUGCUAACUGAAUGCUGUGACCCAAAGAGGACUUUUGCAGUGACCAAGGAGAAUUCACAGAUUGGUAAAGUCCUGUGGUACGAUGGCGAGUUCUACCACUACCAUACUGUCAACAACGACACCUACCCAUUGUUCAUACAGGAUAUUCCUUUUCAGCUGCCAUUGAAGAAGUGCGUGGUGGUGGGAAACGGAGGAGUUCUGAAGAACAGCGGAUGUGGCAAAGAAAUCGACCAGGCUGACUUUGUUAUGAGAUGUAACCUGCCCCCACUGUCCAAAGAAUAUACUGAUGAUGUAGGCAGGAAGACCCAGCUGGUGACAGCUAAUCCCAGUAUUAUAGAGAAAAGCUUUCAGAGCCUGCUGUGGUCUCGCAAGGCUUUUGUGGAAAGCAUGAAAGCCUAUGGCUCCAGCUACAUCUACAUGCCCGCCUUCUCCAUGAAGCCUGGCACAGACUUGUCCCUGCGUGCCUACCAUGCGCUGGCUGAUUCAGGGUCCAACCAGACGGUGCUGUUCGCUAAUCCGGACUUCCUAAAGAAUGUGGGACGCUUCUGGAAGCACCACGGCGUACACGGCAGACGUCUUUCAACAGGCCUCUUCCUGGUGAGCCUAGCGCUAGGAGUGUGUGACGAAGUGACAGCGUUCGGCUUCUGGCCUUUUGCACUGGGCCUCGACCAGCAACCUGUAAGUCACCACUAUUACGACAACGUGCUGCCUUCGUCUAGGUUCCACGCAAUGCCGGAGGAGUUCCUGCAGCUAUGGCAUCUCCACAAGAGCGGUACACUGAGAUUGCGCCUGGGCCAAUGCGCUCACUAAAAUGUAGGAUGAGGCAAUUUCUGUUUAACAAAAAAAAAUCUGCCACCCUCACCUACUCUUCAAAUUAGCAUGAGAAGAAAAGAGUGGCUACAGCCCCAACGCUAUACUAAAACUCACCAAACUGAUGCCAGCCCUAGAGUCUGCUUGAUUCCUGCGGGUAGACACUCAAUACUCCCACCUAACACACAAUGGUUUCACACACACAGACAGACAGACACUCACACACUUUCUUUUUGGUUGCCAAGGGACUGUCUCAGUCUUGCCAAGAGCGCUGUGAGUGUGUAGAGUGGGGAAGAAGCGUGGGCUGAUAUAAAGCUGUAGCUGCAUUUACAGCAGCUGUUCUCCCAGAUCUUUUUUUUUUCCACUUUGAAACUUGAACGAAGGUGCGAGGAGGCAUGCAUGGAUCAGGUAAUUAAAGACAUCUUAAAUGCUCUCUGAAAAAAGAAGAGGCAAUGUGAACAGCAGGAUUUUUUGCCAAGACGACAUAUAGCCAUGACCUUAUUGGAUGGUGUUUGAUGAGGGCGAAAAAUGGAAAUAUGAAAAACAAAGAAACAAACAGUCUAAAUUUUUCUGCUUUUUAGUUGCAACAUUCUGUGGAUAAAUAGUUUUUGGUGAAAAAUCCCAGGAAAGUAUUCUUCUAUUAAUAUAUCUUUCUUUUCUUUUCUUUUCUUUUUGAUAUUCACAACGUCAAAGCUGAGGUCCUUACUUCCUCAAAAUGGAAAAUCUGAACAUUUGGGUGUGAACUGAAUGUAUUGUCAAUGCACUGCUGUACAGCCACAAUUUGAAUAUCAGUUCAUCUUUAAUUUCAAACUAUUUGUAUAUUCAGGUGUGCAAUGCUUCUGAUCAUGUUUGUGUAUGUUUUCGGUCAUCAUAUGGAAUGGUUACAAAAGCAGCUACACACAUCUUCAGUUUACUGUCAAAAACCAAAAUGAAAAUGUCAGGCAUCAACGAAUUGUCAGUUUUGCAUCAUGAGCGCAUUAGUAGAAGCCCAUUUUGUGAUAACCGCAGAAGGAUUUUGCUUGUGGAGGUGAUGUGGCUGUCUGCUGUGAUCUGAAGUCUUCAAUAUCUUCUGUGAACUACAGUCUUGCUUUGAUAGUAAGAGUGAUUUUUUUUUAUGAUAAAAUCCUGCUGUUGGCGCUAGAAUCUAAAUUGUCGUUAGUACUACUGGGGCAUUAGCGCUGCCUAUGACUGCUCAGGUGCUGGACACCUGCUCCUGUACUGCAAUCUGUACAUAAAUGUAAUGAUUCCACUGAAUGUAAAGGACAUUGUGGGCUAUAUAUCCAAUCAAGUUACCGGUUCUUAGCUAAAUUCUAUCUGUAAAACUGGCAUUUUAUCUGGCUUUGUCAUCUCAUAAGCACACUAAGGACAGCUAUUACUUUGUAGGUCUUGUAGGUGCUAGUUUUGAUAUAUCACCUAGUCCGAGUAUCUAAAAACUAAAUAUAAUUAUUUUUGCAAGGACUUAAAAGAAUGUGGUUAAAGUGUAUGGCAUGAGCACUGUUUAACAUUCACCAUUAUGACAGCCAUUAUCACAGAAGGGUUACUAACUCAAAGAAUGAAAUGCA
This is a messenger RNA of Hemibagrus wyckioides, 3036 nucleotides long. It is a transcript of the gene st8sia1, whose product is annotated as ST8 alpha-N-acetyl-neuraminide alpha-2,8-sialyltransferase 1. Gene Ontology annotation, biological process: N-glycan processing; oligosaccharide metabolic process. Gene Ontology annotation, molecular function: alpha-N-acetylneuraminate alpha-2,8-sialyltransferase activity. The record is from RefSeq and is a predicted model, not a curated record. Bases 467 to 1474 code for a protein of 335 amino acids. The transcript has 5 exons. NCBI's taxonomy places the organism in Eukaryota, Metazoa, Chordata, Actinopteri, Siluriformes, Bagridae.